Rotaria sp. Silwood2 is the source of this 690-nucleotide messenger RNA. The record is from the annotation of a GenBank genome assembly. NCBI's taxonomy places the organism in Eukaryota, Metazoa, Rotifera, Eurotatoria, Philodinida, Philodinidae.
AUGGCACAAGAAGAAUGUAAAUCCAUUGAUCUUGAAGAUAUAUUUUUUUAUGAUCGUCAUUCAUCUCAACAAUAUAUACUCAAACUUUCAUUAACAAAUCUUUCAAUUAUUUUAAAACAAGAUGAAAAUAAAGCUAAAUCAUCAUCUAUAAAUAAUACACGAAUUAUACCAAUUGAUGAUAUUUAUGGAUGUUUAUGUAUGAAAUCAACGAAAAAUUCUAAUCAAUGUUAUUUAACAUUUUAUUUGUAUAUAUUAAAACGAUCACAUACAUUUAGUGGAAUCGUUUCAAAAAAACGUGACUUUCAUCGAACACAACAUACAUUUAUAUAUGGAAAAUAUAAUGAUUAUGAAACAAAUUAUGCUGAAAUAAUACGAUGGCAUAAUAAUGUAACAUAUGCAAUUUAUUUACGACGAAAUCUUCCUUUUGAUAUUAUGACAACAAAACGUGAUAAACGUGCACUUGUUUUUGUUAAUCCAGCUGGUGGUGCAGGUAAAGCUUAUCGUCUUGUUAUGGAAUAUGCCGUUGGUAUAUGGAGUGAAGCUGAAUUUAAUUAUCAAAUAAUUGUAACAGAAUAUGCUGGUUAUGCUCGAGAAUAUGUACAAACAUUAGAAUUAAGUGAAUGGAGUGGAAUUAUUCUUGCUUCCGGUGAUGGACUUAUUUAUGAAGUGAAUAAUGUUUAUUUUUUCUAA